Molecule: messenger RNA, 1130 nt
Organism: Ipomoea triloba (trilobed morning glory)
Lineage: Eukaryota; Viridiplantae; Streptophyta; Magnoliopsida; Solanales; Convolvulaceae
Exons: 2
Coding region: 363-722 (119 amino acids)
Source: RefSeq, a predicted model, not a curated record
ACUGAGAGUUACUGUGGUGCCGUCCCCCACCCACUUUACAUAAUUUGGUUUCCCUUUCUUCUUCCCCUCCCCAUUCUAUAGUCUGCAUUAUUAUUGCUACCAUUAAAAUAAGUUUUUUUAUUUUCCGAAAUCCAAAUUCACCAAGUUGUUGACAUUUGAAUGCCAUUAAAGCACAGCCCCCCACACACCCACUUUAUAUAUCAUUAGAUUGGAAUCACCAAGAAAAGAAAUCAGCCUCCCACCAUUUUCAAGAUUUGUAGGCCUAAACCCCAAACACCCACUGUUUUCUCCACCACCACCACCGCCCAGAAAAAGGAAAGAGCAAAAAAAGGUAAAAAGCAAAGAAAUUCAAAAGCACAAAAAUGUCUCCUACUGCCACUAGUAGGGUUCUCUCCUCCCUUCUAUUCCUCCUCCUGUUCAUUACUUCCCAUGGAAUCAUAGACUCUCAGGCAAACACGUCGGCGGCGCCGGAAAAUGAAGGGUGGGUCCCGCUUCUUGAGCCGGGGAAGGCGGAGAAGAUGGCGGUGAUGCUGAAUGACACCCGGAGGAAGCUCGGAAGCUUCCAGAUUUGCGCCCUCUGCACCUGCUGCGGCGGCGCCGGAAAAGGCUACUGCCUCCCAACUCCCUGCUGCUAUGCCAUCAAUUGCAACAUCCCAAACAGGCCCUUUGGCUUCUGCUCUUUCACCCCCAAGACCUGUAAUUGCUUUGGAUGCCAUCUCUAGAAGCAGAAAUACCCAAAAAAAAAAAAAGUACUGUAUCUAUCUUCUUUAAUGCUCUCCCUAUUUAAUUAAGGAAAAAAAAGAGGAAAAUUAAUUUAGUUCCUAGUAAAUCUGAUUGUGUUGAGUGUGGGAAAGGAGUAGGAAUAUCUGUUCUAGAUUAUUUGUUUAUUUCUUGUCUAUAAUUGUUUUGGGGACAGGACAGGACAGCUAUUUCCAGUUCAUUUUUUGCUGCUACUUAGUCCUUGUUUUAGUGUUAAUUUAUGUGGUUGUUUUAGUAGAACCAAGAACUAGGUUGUUUUGAGCUUUGAGUGUGAGAUAAGAAAGCUUGUCUCUCAUAAUGAAAGCUUAGUGGGGUUAAUUAUAUCAUUAUAUUUCCUUUAAAUUAUAUAUUAGUGAUUGAUGUUACCACUA